Ilex paraguariensis (yerba mate) is the source of this 381-nucleotide messenger RNA. NCBI's taxonomy places the organism in Eukaryota, Viridiplantae, Streptophyta, Magnoliopsida, Aquifoliales, Aquifoliaceae. The record is from the annotation of a GenBank genome assembly.
AUGCCGGCCGAGAUGGAGCUGGGAGCCAACCUAUACUUUCCUGGGGCUUGCCUUGCCUCAACAUCUAAAAAAAGAAAGAAAGGGCGGGCGCCGAAAAGGAACCAGCCCAGCCUCUUCAAGAAAGCUUUGCUUGGUCCCCGUAAUUCGAGUGAGAUUGUCAUGGCGCAAAAGCAGAUAUGGUCCGGUAUUCCCUUGUUCCCUGUAUUGGUUAUGUUCUUUAUUUCUUGUCUAGCAGAAACUAAUCGAGCUCCGUUUGAUCUCCCAGAAGCGGAAGCUGAAUCAGUUGCAGGCUAUAAUGUAGAAUAUGCGCGGGAUGCGAUCCUUAAUAGUUCACUAUUGGCGGAAGCCAAUGUCCCGGGUCCUGGGACUCAUUCUGACUGA